AUGGGGAACUAUAUUUCAUGCACUCUAGCUGCCCCUUUGAUCAAGAACAAUAAGGCUGCAGCGAGGGUGAUCUUUCCGGGUGGUGAAGUCCGACAGUGCCGUGAACCCGUCAAUGCCGCCGAGCUGAUGUUUGAGUGCCCCAACUUUUUCCUCGUCAACUCCAGGUCCCUUCACAUUGGCAGGAGAUUCUCCGCCCUCAGCGCCGACGAGGAGUUAGAGUUUGGCCACGUGUACAUCAUGUUUCCUAUGAAGAGAGUGAAUUCUAUGGUCACGGCAGCGGAUAUGACUGUUUUUUUCAUGGCAGCCAACUCGGCGGCUAAACGGAUAUCCGGUGGAAAGAUCGGGAUAUUGCCCGAUUCGCGUUUCGCACAAGAUGGCGCAGCUUUGGCGGCGGCGGCCACUGCAGAGGACGGUGAGAUUGGAGGUUCAAGAUUGAGUUUGGAUGCAGGAAUUGACGAGCUUUCAAUGCCAGAGUUCAAGUAUAGGAUAUCUGUGUGCAGGUCAAGGAAGCCCUUGUUAGAGACCAUCAAGGAAGAGCCAUGCAAUUUGUUUGAGAUAAGAUAA
This is a messenger RNA of Carya illinoinensis, 564 nucleotides long. RefSeq lists its product as uncharacterized. Bases 1 to 564 code for a protein of 187 amino acids. The transcript has a single exon. Lineage: Eukaryota; Viridiplantae; Streptophyta; Magnoliopsida; Fagales; Juglandaceae. The record is from RefSeq and is a predicted model, not a curated record.